CAAAAGGGAGAGAUGCUGAGGCGCGGAGGUUGAGAGAGCGGCAAUUUUUUUUUUUGCGUCUCUGUUUUUAUUUUUGGAGUUUUCGGUUCAUAAAAAGAAAAAUUAUUCAGAGAGGAAGAGUGGGUUUUCAAUUUAUAAAAAAUUUGUUGAGAGAGGGGAAGCGUGGGUUCUCUUUCUCUCUCUCUCUAAAAUCUGGAAAAUGGCGGACUCUUUCAUCUGCAACUCUUACCAGAUCUCGUCUUCCUCCCGCGCGUUCCCACCGUCUUCCUGAUUCCGUUUAAGCACGUGCUGGAGCGCUCGUGCCGACCUCGUUCCUAUGUGCUGCACGCGUGGAUGACCGGAGUUCGAAGAUGAAGCGGGGGUACAAGCUCCAAGAAUUCGUGGCGCAUAGCUCCAAUGUCAAUUGCUUGAAGAUCGGGAAGAAAUCUUCGAGGGUCGUCGUCACCGGCGGAGAGGAUCACAAGGUCAAUCUCUGGGCAAUUGGGAAGCCUAAUUCCAUCCUGAGUCUUUCUGGUCAUACAAGUCCAGUUGAAUCUGUAACAUUUGACUCUUCGGAGAUUUUGGUGGUUGCUGGAGCCUCAAGCGGCACAAUUAAGCUUUGGGAUUUGGAAGAGGCAAAAAUUGUCCGCACACUUACUGGCCAUCGAUCAAACUGCAUUUCUGUUGAUUUUCAUCCUUUUGGUGAGUUCUUUGCAUCUGGUUCAUUGGAUACCAAUUUGAAGAUAUGGGACAUUAGAAGAAAGGGGUGCAUUCACACAUACAAGGGGCACAGCAGAGGUGUUAAUGCAAUUAAGUUCACUCCCGAUGGACGUUGGGUUGUUUCUGGGGGUGAAGAUAAUGUUGUAAAGUUGUGGGAUCUGACUGCUGGGAAGCUCCUGCAUGACUUUAAAUGCCAUGAAGGAACAAUACAAUGCAUAGAUUUUCAUCCUCAUGAAUUUCUCCUCGCAACAGGGUCUGCUGAUAGGACAGUUAAGUUUUGGGACCUGGAGACUUUCGAACUUAUUGGAUCUGCAGGACCUGAGGCUACAGGUGUGCGCUCUAUGGUCUUCAACCCUGAUGGAAGGACACUUUUUUGUGGAUUGCAUGAGUCCUUAAAGGUGUUUUCAUGGGAGCCUGUCCGAUGCCAUGAUGCAGUUGACAUGGGAUGGUCCAGAUUGGCUGAUCUCAAUAUACAUGAGGGGAAACUUUUGGGCUGUUCAUUUAAUCAAAGUUGUGUUGGGGUCUGGGUUGCUGAUAUAUCGCGCAUAGCACCUUAUGCGGUUGGUGGGGUUUCUAAAAAUGGUCAUACAGAAUCCAAACCUAAUUCAAGGGAAAACCAACCUGUACAGCAGUUAGACUCUAGCACGAAGACCAAGUCAUCUUCUCCACCAUCAAAUCCUGAUGCAAAGGAGAUUAAAUCUAGUCAGUCAGCAAAUUCUGCUGAAACACUACCACGUACCCCACAGAGAGUAGGUCUAGCUAAUGUGUCAAAGGUUUCUUCUUCUAAUUCAACAGCAGCAUGCAAUUCGUCUACCUUGAAGAGAAAUGUCAUGCCAAAGAUUCAGUGUUUAGCCAGCAACCAAGUCUUAUCUAAGUCUGAUGUUGUACCUGUCAUCAUCCCUAGAAACCACCAAAAACCUGAACAACCAGUUGACUCUAAAACUGAAAGCGCACUUGUUGAAAGAACGGUCCAGGUGUCAAAGUCUCAUGUGCGGAAACCAUCAUAUAGCAGAGGAAAUGUAGAUGGUGAAUCUGUGUCAAUUGUUUCUGGAUCAUCUAUUUCCAAGGGUAGUGAUCUGAAUCAAGAACCAGUUAAGAAUUUCUUUCCUGGACUUGACACAAAAGAUGAUGGUGGACAUAGUGAAGGAAAUGCAACAAGUAUCAAGAAUGUUGACAUACUGCAAAAGGUGCCAAAGCUAGAACCUACAACUGGCAGCCAAGUGUUCUCUAGACCUGAUGUUCCACCUGUUGUUGCCACUAGAAACAGCCAAAAACUUGAACAACCACCUGAUUCCAAGACUGAAAGCACCCCUGCUGAAAGAACAGUUUCAGCAUCAAGAUCGUCUCAUGUUCGCAGACCAUCCUAUGCUAGAGGAAAUGUAGAUGGCGAAUCUGUUUCAGUUGUUUUGGGGUCAUCUAUUUCCAAAGGCAAUACCGUGAAUCGUGAACCAGAGAAGAAUUUUUUCCCUGGUCUUGAUACAAAAGAUGAUGCUGCAUAUGCUGGAGGAAAUGUAACGAACAUCAAGAAUGUUUCUGAAAAGUUUGAAAGAAGCAUGUCAAUUGGACAUACACUGAGCAGUCAGCCUGAUAACUGUGAUGAUAAAAUUCUCAGUGGACGCAGAGGGGCAAAUGAUAAAAUGCUUGAUGAGAGCAGUGGAUCAAAUGAUAAAAUGCUGGACAGAAGUAGGGGGAUAAAUGGUGAAAUGUUUGAUGGAAGCAAGGGGUCAAAUGAUAAAACGUUUGAUGGAAGCAGGGGGUCAAAUGAUAAAAUGUUUGAUGUGAACAAGGGGACAGAUAAGGUGCUUGCUAUAAGCAGGGGGACAGAAAAACGACAGUCAUCAGGAAGAACGCGAACUUUGGUGGAGAGCUGGGAGAAGAGGGAAAGGUCUCCAAGCAAUGACACACUAGGAAUGAGUGCUUCCUCUGAAUCACCUGAGAGUUCAUUUUCUGUUUCGAAGGGUCAGUUUCAGGCAGCUGACAGUGAAACAACUUCAUCUUCUGAUGAGGAUGAUUGUGACAGUGCAUUAAAAGAUCAUGGCAUUUUUUCGAGUGAGAUGCAAUCUCGUCUAACAAAAUUGCAGGUUGUACGGCGCUUCUGGGAUAGGAAUGACAUAAAAGGAGCAAUCUUUACCAUGGAGAAGAUGUCUGAUUACUCUGUGCAUGCAGAUGUAAUAAGUGUACUAAUGGAGAAAUUUGAUGCAGUUACACUGGACAUUUGUGCUUGCAUGUUACCGUUGCUUACUGGCUUACUUUGUAGCAAGUUUGACAGGCAUGUAAGUGUGUCAUUGGAUAUGCUUGUAAAACUUGUGAGAACCUUUGGGCCGGUAAUCCAUUCAACAGUAUCUGGACCAGCACUUGUCGGGGUUGAUCUGCAUGCAGAAGAACGGCUAGAGCGCUGUAACCAGUGUUUUGCUGAGCUGCAAAAGAUUAAGCAAUGUCUUACUUCUAUACUAAGGAAAGGUGGACUCAUGUCAAGGGCUGCCAAUGAAUUAAAUUUGGCAAUUCAGGAAGUAUAACAUGCUGAUCUUUGGAUAUUGUGGUAUAUGAUGAUCAAUUUUCAGACGCACUUGUUCCCCAAGAAAGCAAGGUUAUGCUGCAACGAUCCGUACAUGCAUCAAAUUUUUGUAAACCAGAUGACUUCUGCUUACUGGGGUGAACACCUCUAACGUGUCUCUCUAGGCCAGACCACGUCCUCUCGUGAGGGUUAGGAGGGUGAAACCAGAGACCUCCUUAUCCUCUCAGCAGGUUACAAAAUUUUGUUGUGGCACUGUUGAGUUUGGUCUUUUAGGAGUCAUACAUGAUGAGCCCUCAUCACUUGAUUUGUAUAAAUAUGAUAUAUAUCAAUCUUGUAUGUACUUCAAAUUUGAGUCAAUAGUGAAUGCAAAAUUCGGCGCUUUCCUUC
Molecule: messenger RNA, 3601 nt
Organism: Nymphaea colorata (pocket water lily)
Lineage: Eukaryota; Viridiplantae; Streptophyta; Magnoliopsida; Nymphaeales; Nymphaeaceae
Product: katanin p80 WD40 repeat-containing subunit B1 homolog KTN80.4-like
Exons: 18
Coding region: 351-3215 (954 amino acids)
Biological process (GO): microtubule depolymerization; microtubule severing
Cellular component (GO): katanin complex
Molecular function (GO): microtubule binding
Source: RefSeq, a predicted model, not a curated record